AUGUUGAGGUCGACCUACGGAUAUUGUCCUAAAGAUGACCAAGAUUUGAUCUAUGUGAAUGCCCUUCAAACCUCAAUCAAUCUUCUUGAUGCUGUAAUGAUUAGCAACUUUUGGGUCAAUGCGUUCCCAAUCCUUGCUAGCGUUCCUGAUUGGGUUCCUGGAACUGGUUGGAAACGUACCGCCCGGGAAUGGAGAGAACAAAAGGUCAAAGCUAUCAACACGCCCUACGAAUGGACAAAACAACAGAAUAGCAAUUGUCUCAUUCAAGGCUACGUUCAGGCAAAGGGAGAUUUUGAGCACUCAUUUCUUGGAUGCUUACUGGAUGACAAUGAAUCUACUGGUGAAUCAUGCACGGCCAAGCAAGAGAAGGAACUAAAGGAACUGUGUUACACCUUGUUUGUUGGUGGUACCGACACAACAGGGACAGCUCUUUUGAGCUUUGUUGCAGCCAUGGUGGCUCACCCAGAGGCUCAAAUAAAAGCACAGGCCAAGAUAGACUCUGUUAUUGGCUACGCAACUAGAUUACCAACACUUGCUGAUGCUGGCCAACUACCCUACGUCCAGCAACUUAUUCUUGAAGUUAUACGCUGGUUGCCUGUAGCACCAACAGGGGGACCUCCACAUCAGUGCUCCCAGGACGACGUUUACCGAGGAUAUGAUAUUCAAAAGGGGACUAUUGUGACGGUUAAUCUUUGGGCAUUAAGUCGCGAUGAGACUGUCUACAACAACCCUGAGGUAUUCGACCCCGAGAGGUUUGCUGAUUCAAACGUGACCGCUUUGCCAAACUUCGGAUGGGGGAGACGUAAAUGCCCUGGAAAUCACUUUGCCGAAGCAUCUCUCUUCCUAUUUAUAUCUUCGAUGCUCACAACCUUUACCUUCUCUCGCAAGGUAGACCCAGAUGGAAGGGAAGUCACCCCCAAGAUUGAGGGAGACUAUAAUAACCUUGCCCUCAUACUCAAACCAUUCGAGUUUGAACUGUCCCCACGAUCUGAAGAACAUAAACAACUUGUCAUUGAUAACAUGCCCAAGGAUUAA
Messenger RNA from Rhizoctonia solani, 1035 nucleotides. Its product is annotated as cytochrome P450 family protein. The record is from RefSeq and is a predicted model, not a curated record. Lineage: Eukaryota; Fungi; Basidiomycota; Agaricomycetes; Cantharellales; Ceratobasidiaceae. The transcript has 10 exons. Bases 1 to 1035 code for a protein of 344 amino acids. Gene Ontology annotation, molecular function: iron ion binding; heme binding; oxidoreductase activity, acting on paired donors, with incorporation or reduction of molecular oxygen.